This is a messenger RNA of Stylonychia lemnae, 567 nucleotides long. Lineage: Eukaryota; Ciliophora; Spirotrichea; Sporadotrichida; Oxytrichidae. The record is from the annotation of a GenBank genome assembly.
AUGCUAUUUUCUAAAACUAUAACAAGGCGAUUUUUCUAUGGAAAUAAUAUCAGUCGUAAAGCAGGGUAAAAAUGCUGUCCUUAUGGAUAGAAUGGCAAACCUCUGAGCAAAGAAAAAGUUGAAGAAUUCAUGUAGCAAUAUAAAGAUCAGAGAGUAUGGAAGACUAAUGAAGACAUGACAGUAUUGACUCGUGAAUAUUACUUGAAGAACAUCUUUUGUGCAGUUGAAUUUGUGAAGGAUCUCUAUGAGAUGGAUUCUUUAACUACAAAGUAGAUUCCUAAUGUACAUAUAUUAGAUCAAGAUAUAGUCAAGGUUGAGUUGCACACUUAAAAGCUGAAGGGACUUAGUUAUAGAGAUUUGGAAUUAGCAACCAUAAUUGAUGGCUUUGAUCUUGAAAAAUAUAAAUUAGUGCCAAUUGAGGAUGGCUUUGAUACAAAGAGAACUAUCAGAAAAAUUAAAAUAGAUGAACAAGCUAAAUAAUUUGAGGAAGAGAUUGCAGCAACUGCAGGGGGUAAUAGAUUUGGCAAUAAAUUUAAAACUACUGACUUCGAGAAAAAUUUCAAGUGA